AUGAUCUCCCGGUCACUGGACGACCACCUCCCCUCCUCCUCCUCCGCUCCCCACCCUAUCCAGCGCAAUCUCGCACCACACCUUCAUCCCUUCUCCAAGCCGCGCGAGUACACUCGGGCGCUCACUGCGGCCAAGAUGGACCGGAUGUUCGCCAAGCCCUUUGUCGAUGCCCUUGGAGGGCACCAGGAUGGGGUGUACUGCCUCGCCAAGGACCCUCGGCGGGUCGCUGUCGUCGCAGGCGGAGGAGGCGAUGGGGAGGUCAUUGUGCAUUCGAUCUCGCUACGGAGACCAUUACUCAAAAUUCCGGACGCGCAUCGGGGAAUGGUGGGUGGUUUGACGUGGACGGCGGAGGCACGAGACGGGCGGAGAGGAUUGCUUUCGGCGGGCAAGUUGGACGGGACGAUCAAGCUCUGGCGAAGCGAGGCGUUCACACCGGGGAUGAGGGAUAAGGCCGCAUUUGAGGGGAAUGAGUUUGGGGUCGGAGCAAGUGAAAGCGGACAGGAAAUCCUGGAUACCGCUGGAGCAUUAGGGGAGGGGGAGGACUAUGACGAAGAGGAAGGAGGCGGGUUGGCCAUUGAUUCAGGCAAGAGGGAUCGACUAGGAAGAGAUCUCGAGCCGACCAUGACCUAUAAUUCGAAAACGGGGUUCAAUGCCAUCGACCACCAUCGCACAGACGCUACAUUCGCAACGGCCUCAAACUCGGUACAAAUAUGGGACGAGCAGCGGACUGCACCAGUCAGCACGCUGGUGUUUGGCGGGUCUUCCGAGACAGUCACGUCCGUCCGGUUCAAUCAGAGCGAGACGAGCGUGUUGGCGUCGGUAGGAGGGGACAGGACGAUGUGCCUGUAUGAUGUACGGACAGGCAAGGCAGAGAGGCGUGUCAUGAUGCAGUUCCGCGCAAAUUGCCUCUCGUGGUGUCCCACCCUCCCUACCGUCCUCCUCCUCGGCUCAGAAGACCACAACCUCUACACUUUCGACAUCCGGAACCUCGAAACCCCUUCUCAGAUCUAUAAAGGCCACGUCGGCGGAGUCAUGGGGUGCGACUGGAGUCCUACGGGCGAAGAAUUCGUUUCGGGGUCGUAUGACCGGACCGUACGGCUCUGGAAGCGGGACGCGGGCAAGUCGAGGGAUGUGUACCACACCAAGCGGAUGCAGCGCGUCUUUGACGUCACCUACACCCCUACUGCCGACUUUGUCCUCACCGCCUCCGACGACGGUAACGUCCGGAUCUGGAAGUCCAACGCAUCCGCCAAACUCGGCCCUGUAUCUGGCAAAGAACGCUCUGCGAUCGAGUACAGACAGGCACUUAUCGAGAAGUGGGGCGCGGCGGGCGAUGUCCGGUCAGUGCACGACAGGAGGCACGUACCGGGGAGUAUACACAAUGCUGUCAAGCUCAAGAGGGAUAUGGUGGAAGCUGCAAAGGUCAAGGAGGAGCGGAGGCGUAAACAUUCCAGAGCGGGCAGGGAGAAGCCAAAGGCGGAGAGAAAGAAGGUCAUGAUCGCCGAGCAAAAGUAG
This is a messenger RNA of Dioszegia hungarica, 1515 nucleotides long. Its product is annotated as WD40-repeat-containing domain protein. NCBI's taxonomy places the organism in Eukaryota, Fungi, Basidiomycota, Tremellomycetes, Tremellales, Bulleribasidiaceae. Gene Ontology annotation, biological process: maturation of SSU-rRNA from tricistronic rRNA transcript (SSU-rRNA, 5.8S rRNA, LSU-rRNA). Gene Ontology annotation, cellular component: small-subunit processome; nucleolus. Gene Ontology annotation, molecular function: protein binding. The record is from RefSeq and is a predicted model, not a curated record. The transcript is spliced from 4 exons. Bases 1 to 1515 code for a protein of 504 amino acids.